Molecule: messenger RNA, 2092 nt
Organism: Linum tenue
Lineage: Eukaryota; Viridiplantae; Streptophyta; Magnoliopsida; Malpighiales; Linaceae
Source: the annotation of a GenBank genome assembly
GACUCAACUAAAUUACCUGUCAUAAUCUCCAAUGCUUCCAUCCCUCAGCGUGAAAUGGGGAAAUCAAACUUUUCUACGAACAACAGUCAACAGCACAAAACUACCCAACUCUCUGUCUCAAAUUCAGCAGCUACCAAUCACUCAUCGGAACAGCCGCUCCGGUCCAAAGAGCACUGGACUUUGAUCGGCGACCAUGGCCGGAGUCAUCAACGUCUCCCAGUUUCCAAUCCUCCGAACAUUUUCCCGCCGCAGCAGUGUACCUGCCGGAAUCAGGACCUCCAUUCCGGCAACCAGGGCCUCCUCGUCGGAGAUACCUCCGAGCUCUGGCGCCACGACGGCAGCCACUAGAGGAGAAGAACAAGAAGCAGCGCCCUCAUUUGCUGCCCCAGCCGGUUUCAAGACGCCGGAGCCAAAGAGGUUUGCUAUCCGACCAGACAAGGGUUUGGAUGUUGCCGGAGCGGCUCUCGCCCUCUUUUUCCGCCUCGGCACUGGUGUCUUCCUCAAUGGCUACUCAGUGUCUUUCGUGUCCAAAGACGAGAUUCCUGCUGAUCAAUAUGCACUAGAACUAGCAGGUUACAAAGUGAAAGAGACCUCAAAGCUAGGACCUCGUCCGGAGCAGCCAAUCAUGAUAUAUGAGUUUGAAAGGAAUCGAGAUACUGAAUGCUUGUACUUCUUUUAUCCAUGUUCGAACGGUGGCAACCAACCUGCAAAUCUUCAGCUGUCCUUUCUGUCGAAAGGUAUUGUGGUUCUUAAUACUGUUAGGGAAAUUGUUGCUGUCUUGGAUCUUGAUGUCCUAUUUUACCCCUGCCCAAGGAAUGGUCCCAAUUUUCGCCCCAAGGCUGUUGAGUUAGGGGGCAAGCAGCAAUUCCCCUACAUGGUUGAUCCAAAUACUGGAGUUUCAAUGUACGAGUCAGAUGCGAUUAUCAAGUAUCUGGUUGAUAAAUAUGGUGAUGGACGAGUUCCUCUGAUGUUGUCGCUUGGUCUUCUAACGACUUUGACUGCAGGCUUUGCUAUGAUUGGUCGUAUGGGAAGGGGACAAUCAUAUAUUCCAUCCAAAUUGCCUCCGAAACCUCUAGAGUUAUGGGCGUAUGAGGGUUCUCCAUUCUGUAAGCUUGUCCGUGAAGUUCUCGUAGAGUUGGAAUUGCCACAUAUAUAUCGAAGUUGUGCCCGUGGCAGCCCAAAACGGCAGAUACUAUAUGCAAAAACUGGACAUUUUCAGGCACCUUAUCUUGAAGACCCUAACACAGGUGUACAGAUGUUUGAGAGUGCAGAAAUCAUUGAGUAUCUAACAGCGACUUAUGCUGCAUAAAACAACCAAACUUCCCCAUGGGAAUACCUUACUUUCCAGAGCAGCCUGCUUUGCUUCACCCCAUCCUCCUGCUUUUACUAUGUACAAAUUCAUAUAGUUAUUCACUAGAAAAUGCAUUGUUAAAAAAUUGCUCUGUAGCCUUGCUUGCUGCAAUAGAAUGAAGGAAGAGGUUGAUGUUCAGGACUAUGCAAACUCCGUUGUACUAUACUGAAGGUAGAAAGAUUGUGAUGGAGCAUUGACAUUGAAUUCAAAACCGCAAAAUGGCUGAUAGGGAAGAAGUUUGGGGAGUGACUGCAGCCAUAGUGAUGACGACCAAUUCUGAAACCACCACAAACGACCCCAAACAGGCAGACUAAUAGAAUGCUGAUAUUAAGUUGACCUGAUCCCACCAAAGAGCAGUAACCCAAAUAUACAUUUGCGGGUCUCGAAUUUAAGGCUGCAGGCUUCGUGCAAGGGUUGCUGUUUGUCCAUUUGCAUGAAGAGUUUUGGGGUUAAGGAUCCCGACUGUUUUGGCUAACUAGCAAUCUGUAACCCAUGUUUCAUACGGGUAGCACGGCUGUUGAAUGGUCUGAUGACUCUGAUCUGCCUACAAAAGUAAAAGGAGAAGAAGAUAGAUUUGUGUUGCCGAACAAACCCAUUUCGGAAAGAGUAGUGCUGUGGUCCUCUCCAUCCAUAGUGCGGAGGUCAGGACAGGAGGGCAUAAUUCAAAGCUUACCCACAUAAUAUGCGGAAUCUGCUAAUAAUAUACUAUCGCGAACGUUCUGAAGCAGAGAAAUAAAGAGU